CCAUCUGCAGAGGCACAGCAUAUCCUUGCUAAGGAUAUAGUUGCACUUUUUCCGCAGCUGAGGUAUGACGAGACGAAGCCGACUGGUGCACCAGAUGAGUGGAUUUUUUUCUGGCCUCAUGGAGGAUCUGAACGAGGACCUCAUAGCGGGCAGAUUUAUCACCACAUCCGAAAUGCCAUCAAACGAUUGCCUGAUGGAAUGCGAAAAUUCAAACGCGCUAGAAUGGAUUCGCACACGGCUGUCGAUUCGGCAAUUGUGGCUCGCGCUCGUUCUUUGCGCUCAAUGGAAGCAGCGGAAAAGUCAUUUGUUUCUAAAGAAAUGGAAGCAUGCUUUCCACUCCAUCAGAUGUUCCUGUUCGAGAAAAAAACUAUUGAUGACUUUGCGGACAUGUUUCCCUAUUUAAUCAAAUUUCAAGGCAUACUGAUUCAUCAAACUUUCUCUCGAAUUGCUCCAGCAUGUGAUCCGAGGCCAGAUUACAAAGGCGUACUGGCAAAAUGUUUGCUGUACAAUUCCCAACGGUAUAUCAACGUAGAGGAUGAAUAUAUCCGUGCACUGCUAAGGAUCUAUGAUCAAAUGCCAGUUCGGGGAGUCCAACGGAAACUCAAUAGAUUCCCGUCUACUGAAAUGCAUGCCGUGGAACAUUUGGUUCGAUGGAUCAAGCCAACCACCAACGGAUUCGAUUCAUAUUUGGAAUCGAUGUCGGACGAGUCCCAUCCACACAUCGUGUGCAUUGCAGAACCAAUGAAGACAGGCCCACUGCAUGUAGUUUUGAAUAGAAACGUAACGGUUCCAGUAAAAACUUCAAUCAUCGCAAUUGACAUCCUCUUUCGGAGCUUCACAGUGUUCGGUGUCCCUGUCCCAUCCGAACUUAUAAUGCUUAUGGACUUUCUGGCCUUGGUCCUUUAUAAAACGAAGAAUCAGAGCAACAGGAUUACUGUAAAUAAGCUUGCGGCCCUGUUCAAAGAAGCGGCAAAGGCAGAGGAUUAGAAUUUAGAUUUCUUCUGCAAAUCCCUUCUAUUUUUUCAAUUUCAUUCACAAACACAAACAUUCACAAAUUCAUUCAACAACUUGAUUCACAAUAUUAAAUACGUAU
This is a messenger RNA of Armigeres subalbatus, 1093 nucleotides long. RefSeq lists its product as uncharacterized. The transcript has 5 exons. NCBI's taxonomy places the organism in Eukaryota, Metazoa, Arthropoda, Insecta, Diptera, Culicidae. The coding region runs from base 199 to 987 and encodes 262 amino acids. The record is from RefSeq and is a predicted model, not a curated record.